Messenger RNA from Numida meleagris (helmeted guineafowl), 5014 nucleotides. RefSeq names its product nestin (gene NES). Gene Ontology annotation, biological process: positive regulation of intermediate filament depolymerization. Bases 161 to 4540 code for a protein of 1459 amino acids. The record is from RefSeq and is a predicted model, not a curated record. Gene Ontology annotation, cellular component: intermediate filament. Gene Ontology annotation, molecular function: CCR5 chemokine receptor binding; intermediate filament binding. NCBI's taxonomy places the organism in Eukaryota, Metazoa, Chordata, Aves, Galliformes, Numididae. The transcript is spliced from 5 exons.
GGACGUCGGGAUAGCGCUGGCAGCAGCCACGCCGGCUGUGGAAGAGUUAACCCUGCUCCUCUGCUCGGGUCUCAGAGGCCUCCCACUCACCCGGCGUGAGUAUGAAUAGCUGCGCUCGCCCGCGCCGGCACCGCUCCGCUGCCUUCCUCCCGCCGCCGCGAUGCUGAGCACGGAGGGCUUCGUGGGGGCGAGAGCCCUGGGUGAGGAAUCGCUGCAGAUGUGGGACCUCAACAAACGCCUGGAGGCCUACCUGGCCCGCGUCAAGUUCCUGGAGGAGGAGAAUGAGGGGCUGAGAGCUGAGAUCCAGAGCACCAAGGAGAACCCGGCCGGGGACCCACGCAGGGCCAGGUACGAGGAGGAGCUGAGGUCGCUGCGGGAUGCGCUGCACCGCGCCUUCACCGAGAAGUGCGCGGCCGAGCUGGCCAGGGACAACCUGUACGAGGAGGUGCAGCAUGUGAGGAGCAGGUGCCAGAAGGAGCAGGCAGCCCGCGAGGAAGCCAAGAGGCAGCUGUCCUCCAGCAAGAAGGAGCUGGAGGAGGAGAGACGGGCGCAGAUCUGGCUGAAGGAGAGAGCGGUGCAGCUGGAGAAGGAGGCGGAAGCUCUGCUGGAGGUGCACGAGGAGGAGAAAGCGGGGCUGGACCAGGAGCUGGCCAGCUUCUCGCAGAGCCUGGAGGGUUUCCGCUGCGCACCGGUGGCGUUCCAGCCCGUGGAGGUGGAGGACUACUCCAAGAGACUGUCGGAGAUCUGGAGAGGGGCAGUGGAGACCUACAAGGCGGAGGUGUCGCAGCUGGAACGCGCACUGGGUCAGGCCAAGGAGAGCCUCUGGCAGGUGGCAGAGGACAACCAAGAGAGCCAACUGCAGCUGCGGCACCUGGAGAAGGAGCUGGUGGGGCUGAAGGCGCGGAAGGAGAUGCUGGAGGAGAACCUGAGCCAGCAGUGGCAGGAGCAGCACGGAGAGGCUGAGAAGUUCCAGCUGGCCAUCGAGGCCCUGGAGCAGGAGAAGCAGAGCCUGCAGGUGCAGAUCGCCCAGGUGCUGGAGGACAGGCAGCAACUCAUGCACCUCAAGAUGUCCCUCAGCCUGGAGGUGGCAACCUACAGGACACUGCUGGAAGCAGAGAGCACCCGGCUGCAGAUGCCGCCCGGGGAGUUCAAGCUGGCCAACAGCCUGCGAGAUGUCAAGCUGGAGGCGAGCAGCAGCAAGCACCGUGCCAGCCUCGCUGCCUUCCCCCGGCCCGAGGGGGUGGCACAGCUGUGCAGAGCUCCCAGUGAUGCCCUCAAGGCGCUGACCCCUAAAAGCAAGAGCCCCAGUGCGCAGGAGUUCCAGAAAAUCAGCUCGGUCCUGCAGGCACCGAGGAGCUGGGAGCCGGUUGCCCCCAGCCGCGCCGUCCCAGCGCUGUCCCCAGAGCCAGGCAGUGGGAGGGCAGAGAGCCCAGCCCAGGAGCGUGGGGCUGGUGAGGAGUCUCCCAUGCAGAGCCCGCUGAGCCCUGAACAGCUGGUCAGCCACGCGCUGCAGGAUGCUCUCAAGGAGAUGCAAGAUGAUGCUGAGGCCAAAGAAGUGCCCGCACUCGGUGCCACCCAGAGCACCAGGGAUGGGGAUCUCGAAGCCCCCCUGGAGGAGGAGGAGGGGGCUGCAGGAACCCAGGGGGUGGGUGCUGAGGGUGGCACUGCGUCCCCGCAGGGGCUGUGUCUCCGCAGCAAUGUGCCUGCAUUGCUAAGUGCCACCCAGAGUGACGUGGAGAGCCAGGAGGAGGCGUGGGAGGAGGAAAGGAGCAAAGAGGAGGAGAUGCUGACCCCACUGAGCCCCAUGGAGAGCCAGGAGCCAGGGGGAGAGCCCUGGGGAGGGGACACAAGGGGCUCCGGGCUGGAGGUGGGCAAGGAGGACGUCUUGGAGAACAAGGAGCAGAGGGAAUCCUGGAGCCCCUCCGGGAAGGAUGAGGAAAAUGAGUUCCUGGAUCAGGAGAGGGAAAUGCAAGAAGAAGGGUCCUUGCAGAUGGAAAUUGAAGCUGCUUGUGCUGUCCCUGUGGGGAGCCACCCGGUUUUGCCCUUGGGAAGCCACUUGCAAGAGGACUUUGUCGAGAGAGAGGAGGAGUCUGAGCACCAGGAGGCAUCCCUGUGUGAGCUGGAUGCUCCUGCAGGGGAGGAAAAGGAGCAGGAGGUGUGCCUGGAACUGGAGGCCUCCAGCAUCCAGGGGGCUGUGCCAGCAGCAGAGAGCUCAUCAGGGGCUGGGGAAGACACUACAGGAAGGGAGAGCACAGGCAGAACAAGGGAUGAUGAGGGAGAGGAGGAAGAUGCAGGAAGGGAGGCACUAGGGGGAGAGAACUCCCAGGAAGGGAAGGCUUUGGGAGCCAAAGAGCUGAGGCAGGAGAGCAUGGGCUUGGAGGAGGCUGAGGACACAUGGGAGGAAUCUGUGGACCUGCGGGAGGAACAUAGAGACCCCCAGGAGGGACAUGGGGACCUGCAGGAGGAGCAUGGGGACCUGCAGGAGGAACACAGGGACGUGCAGGCCGAGCAUGGGGACCCCCAGGAGGAACAUGGGGACCUGCAGGAGGAGCAUGGGGACCUGCAGGAGGAACAUGGGGACACCCAGGAGGAGCAUAGGGACCUGCAGGAGGAUCAUGGGGACCCGCAGGAGGAGCAUGGGGUCUUGCAAGAAGAACAUGGGGACCUGCAGGGGGAGCAUAGGAACCUGCAGGAGGAACAAGGGGACCUGCAGGAGAAGCCUGGGGACCUGCAGGAGGAAUCUGGAGACCCUCAGGAGGAACACGAGGAACCUUGGGAGCAGCCUGGGGAGCAGGGCUCUGCAGAGGAUGGGCUGGAGCAGGACAUGGAGCUGCAGCCAGGAGAGGAGGCUUGGGGCAGGGAAGACAAUGACAUUGACCAAAAGCAGCAAGCACAGGACUGGGAAGGGACAGCGGAGGAUGAAGAGGAGACAGGAGUCAACACCAUCACAUCCCAAGAGCCAGCCCAGGUGGAUGACAACCCACGUGCAGAGGCAGCAGAAAAUGAGGAGGGAGUUGGCACGUCACCAACAGCAACGGAGGAAGCCCAGGAGGAUGAGGAUGAGGGAGACGCUGGGAGCGAGGUGCAGAGCCAGCAGCAGCCACAGGGCACAGCAGGACAGGAGGCUGAGCUGGCACCAGGGCAGGAGGAGACCGGGUAUGGGGACACUGGUGUGGCACCAGGGGACUCAGAGGAGCCGGCUGAGGUGCUUGAGGUGCAGGAUGAGGAGCUCAGCUCGGAGCCCAUUGAGCAGAAGAGGGGCAGCCCCGACACCACUGUGCUGCAGCAGGAUCCGGGCAAUGGUGCAGAGAGUGAUGAGCCCAUGGAGGAGGAUGUUCAGUCAGAGGAUGCUCAGUUGGAGGAGCCCAGGCCAUGUGGGAUGGAGCUGGAGGACACGCUGCUCAACAGCACGCCGCUAUGUGCAUACAGAGAGGAGAUGCUGGAGUCUGAUCCAAACCCUCUGGCCAGUGGAGAGGAUGGGGAAACAGCACCUGAAAUGGCUCAGGAGGAGGAAGGGGAGCUGAGAGGGAGCGAUGAGGCAGAGGUCCACGCAGUGCCAGAGAGCUGCGAGGAGUCAGGGAUGGAGCUGACCCCUGCGCCGGAGUGCACUGAGGAGGAGGAAGGGUACUUCAUAGUUUCUGCUCCCAACCAAGAGGGGUCCAGCACGGAGGAAGCUGAGAACUCCGAGGAAUUUGAAGAAAUUAAAGUUGAAGCAGCAGAAGACAGAAAGGAUGAGCUAACAGCUCCGGUGCCAGAGGAUGAUGGGCGCUUGGAGCCAUUUGCGGGGGAAGUUGAAGAUGUGAAAAUGCCCACGGGAGAACCCGAGAUGCCAAAGGAGGAGGAUGAGGAGGACGCAGGGGGCUUUGCUGCUGAGCUGGAGGAAGGAGUGGCUGUGCCCACGGCUGAGGGGCCGUCUGUGGGACACACUGACAAGGCCACCCUGGGUGACGAGGGGCUGGGAGAGGAGGAUGUGCAGGAUGGUGACAGCCCCCCGGCCACCGAGACCUCCGACACUGACACACCUCCAGGCUCCGUGCUGGAGCAUGGAGCUGGCAUGGAGGCGGCUGAAUAUCUCCCCGAUGUGCCCACGCAGCUGCCAGCGGACAUCAUGAAAGACUCGGAACUCCUGGAAAUAGUGGAGCAAGCCCUGGAGUUCAAUCAGGAGCUGGUGCUGGGGUCCAGGCUGGCCAAGGACGGGCAGGGGGAUGGCAACACCCAGCCCCCACAGGAGGAAGAAGUGGGUUCCUCACCCGCCUCGUCCAGCGACGAGCAGCCAACGGUGCAGGAGGCGGUGGCAGAGCCGGGGCGCACUGAGAACGGGGAGCAGAACGGGCUGCACCGGCAGGCCAGCCUGGAGGACCUGGCUGAGUUCACCGAGGAGGGGCUGAAUGGCAUCAGCCACCCUGGGGAAGCCCCCGCUGCCCACACCCUGCCCCUGCCCAGCAAGCACGGUGGGGCCGAGCCUGUCCCUGCGCUCUCACCUCUGCAGGACCACGUCCUGCCCCCAGAGCAGGAGCCCUGGUCCUCGGGGGAGGAGUGAUGGCGGUGGGACCCCCGCAGCCCCGCGACAAUCGGACGCCUCCCAUAGCACUGCCUCCGUAGCACGCCCGUUUCCCUUUGGUUUGCGACAUGUUUGUGUGGGUUUUGCCUUGUUGAACGGAUGCCCGGCGCACGGCAGAGCAGCUGAGCAAGGGGCCACGACUUCACACCUCGGAGCAAGGAACCGGGCUCUCUCUCGCUGCACCCAGAUCCCACAUUCGCGCUGGGUUCAGCUUCAUUUUGUAACCCCGAGGUGCACCCUUGACUGCAGUAUUUAAUUUAAAUGCUGCGUCUCCUCCUUCCCCAUUCAGCCCAGCCAGGUGCACGCAGCGUGAUUUGUGUACGGGCUCACCUUCGUGCUGCACCCCCCCGGGGUGUCCGUCCCCAACCCACCCAACGCUCACCGCCCCGAGCCACGCCGGAUGCAUCCGCUGCAUUGACACUAAGUUAAUAAAGCAUCGCCCUCCCACUCAGA